UUAACACUCUACAACCAGAUGCAUCACUUACUACAUCCAGUACGUUACUCUCCAUAUCAGUAACAGUUCCAGAAAACAACUCAAAGUCUCAAGGCACUGAGGUCGGAAAAAAUGCAAGCUCUUCAGCAACUAGCUCCUCUUAUUCCAGUGUUAUGUUGCCAGUGGUUAUUGCUUUGAUUGCAAUAACACUUUCAGUAUUUGUUCUGGUGGGUUUGUAUCGAAUGUGCUGGAAGACAGACCCAGGCAUGCCAGAAAAUGGAAAUGAUCAACCUCAGUCCGAUAAAGAGGGUGUGAAGCUUCUCACUGUUAAGACAAUUUCUCACGAGUCUGGUGAGCAUUCUGUGCAAGGAAAAAAAAAGAACUGACAGCUUGGUGAAUCCUCACCACACCUGGGCAAUAAAUAUGCUUAAUCUUCAGCCUCUACACUCCAGAGAUUAAAAAAAGAGAAGGUCCUGCAGAACCACCUGACUUCCAGUCCUGCUCGCGAGUCUGUAUCAGUUGCCUAUUCCAAUCAAGUGACGUACAAAUGACAUACAAUAAUUUAACAGAAUCAAGAAGAAUUGGGGCCUCCCCUGUCCUUUGUGACUCAAACAAGCACAUUAGUCCAUUUUAUAGGAACAUUUCUAGGAGAGCAGCUUUUAGGAGGGGUGUUUGUGAACAGUAUUGCUAACAACCCAGGCAGGUGGGCUCGCUGACUGCAUGCAUUUCCCUGGAGUUUAAAGUUUCUGGGACCAACAACUGUUAUCUAUGGAAACUUUCCUACUUUCUUUUUGUUCUUAUGUUACCUAAUGUUUGUAUUUAUUGUUUUCCACUAUGUUAUUCCAGGAAAAAUUUGCAAGUGUAUUAUUAAAUAUUAAGUAGAAAUCAUACCAUGCCACUUUGUACAUACAGAUAUUUUAUUCAUAUUUUCUUGUGUUACUUUUAAUAAAUAAUUACUGUACUCAAUACACUAAAAUAUCAUAACAUGACUGUAAAAAUAGCCAUGGUAUUGUCUUUCUUUAAUUAUGGAUAUUUUUGGAUUGAUUAUUAGAAUAUGAGUAUUCACUGAUGAAAGGCAUCUGUAAUAAAUGAGAAAGGGACAAAGGAUCCUCGUAUCAGACCCUGUUAGGGGGAUAGAAAUUUGCCAUUUCUUUGGUCUUUCUGUUUGUAAUUCACACUAUGUAACAAGGAGGUAAGGGCAUUUAUGACACUCUGUACUGCAUUCAUUAAGAUAAUAGGAUCAAGAUUUUUCAUUAAUCCAUUUGGUU
This is a messenger RNA of Galeopterus variegatus (Sunda flying lemur), 1247 nucleotides long. RefSeq names its product endomucin (gene EMCN). The transcript has 7 exons. NCBI's taxonomy places the organism in Eukaryota, Metazoa, Chordata, Mammalia, Dermoptera, Cynocephalidae. The annotation marks the transcript as partial. The record is from RefSeq and is a predicted model, not a curated record.